Neurospora crassa OR74A is the source of this 940-nucleotide messenger RNA. RefSeq lists its product as hypothetical. NCBI's taxonomy places the organism in Eukaryota, Fungi, Ascomycota, Sordariomycetes, Sordariales, Sordariaceae. The record is from RefSeq and is a predicted model, not a curated record. The transcript is spliced from 2 exons. Bases 94 to 384 code for a protein of 96 amino acids.
AACAAUAACACACAAAAGGAGCCAAUAGGGGCAUCAUUAGACGACGGAAUCAGUACCUCUACGCUCGUUCAACUUUAACUGGAGUCAUUAGCCAUGGCCAAAGAUAGCAUUCCUCCGCUUCAUACGCUGGACAGGCCUGAAAAGCUCCAGGACAUUCUCAAGCAGGACCGCGGUGAUGACUGCCUUCCCUGCCGGGUCAUUGGCGGAGGGGCUUUCCUUGGUCUUGCCGCAUACAGCUAUUAUUCCGGCCACUCCCAGCUCACCAAAGCCCAAGCCGAGAUCCUAGCCAGCAAGUCCUUCUUUGGUAUGAGAAGCAGGAGGUGGGCCAUCACUGGUCUCUCAUGCGGCAUGGCCUAUCUGGGCUUGUACAGACUGUUCAAGUGAGGCGAUUGGAAAAGAAAAAGACCAGCACCUGUCUUUGAAAUGGGCAGUCCGGCGCAGCUCAUCGUGGUGCUUUCGACAAAAGAGUCAAUGAGAGCACUCCACACAGUUUAGUCGAGAAGGGACGUAGGCGACAGGCUCAGUCAACCGGCGAGACGCAGCCGAGAUUUACCGAGAAUUAACUACAGUGGAUGACGAGAAAUGUCUAGCAAAUGAUACCAUGAUGGCCACACUCGCUCUGCUGAGCUGUUGUUUCGUUAGUGCAACACCGGUAUCAUCACCCGCUCGCGACCGUUCGGCUGUUUCGACCGUCGGAAAGGAAGAUAUUGACGGAGGACGCGGUAGCCGUUCAGAAACGGUUGAUACUUGAAGUCCGUGCCAUACAGUAGUAAGGCGGGACGACCGAGGAGAUCUUAUAAGGAGGGUCUUCGAGCUUGUUUGUCAACAAGGUGGUGGUUGGCCGAGUAGGACUCGGUGAUGCGCACAGCUCAAUACACCUGCUCGAAAGACCAUGGAUUCCAUUCCCAUGGCGGCAGCUAUAUACUCGAUAUUUGCCCAG